Molecule: messenger RNA, 339 nt
Organism: Hydatigera taeniaeformis
Lineage: Eukaryota; Metazoa; Platyhelminthes; Cestoda; Cyclophyllidea; Taeniidae
Source: the annotation of a GenBank genome assembly
GACAUUUCUCCACACGACGCCUUAUCUGCCUUUCUGAAGGUCGCUACGAGGAUGGACACUUAUGGCAUUGAACCGUUUGACGCGAAGGAUCAGCGUGGCAAUGGAAUAGCUGUUGGUUUCAACUUCAAAGGUCUCUCUGUCUUCAAAAGCAGUCAACAGGUUAACUUCUUCCGCUGGGAAUCGAUGUUGACCUACGAAUGCGAGAAGAAGACCGUUGUUAUUACCAUUAAAACGCGUGAUGUAAGUGGAGUGCACGUGUCACCAACACAAACAGCGAUUGUGCACAUCAAAAUACUCGCCUCCACGCCUGCGUGGCUGGCUGGCUGGCUCUUGCAGUGA